Messenger RNA from Hermetia illucens (black soldier fly), 1882 nucleotides. RefSeq names its product asparagine--tRNA ligase, cytoplasmic-like. Gene Ontology annotation, biological process: asparaginyl-tRNA aminoacylation. Bases 133 to 1782 code for a protein of 549 amino acids. The record is from RefSeq and is a predicted model, not a curated record. Gene Ontology annotation, molecular function: nucleic acid binding; asparagine-tRNA ligase activity; ATP binding. The transcript is spliced from 5 exons. Gene Ontology annotation, cellular component: cytoplasm. Lineage: Eukaryota; Metazoa; Arthropoda; Insecta; Diptera; Stratiomyidae.
UAAAGUUCGCUGUGUAAACCGGGGGUGGAUGGGUAUAUAAAGUCAAUUGAUCACAUAGACCGGUUCAAUUCAGUGAAUCUUGUGGUGAACAGUUGACUUCUUCUGAAAGCACUUGAGAGUUGUGUGUACGAAAUGGCUUCCGCAAUUUAUACGUCGGAAAAGCGUGGCAGUGAUGAGUAUGGUGAAGGUACGCAGAAAGUUCCCUUUAAAACAGUUCUGAGAGCUAUGCAUCAUGUGGGCAAGGAACCUUUCCCCGAUAUCUACGUCGAUGAUGAGCAAGAUUCUACAGGGAUGAAGUAUAUGCUUGCACCCGCUGCACGGAUUGAGAAACACAAAAAAAUCUGGACUCAAGAAAUCAUGAAGAUGCAACAACUUACUGAAAAGCAACAGGAAGAUGCGAAGAAGCGAGAAGCAAAUUUGGAGGAAGCAAAGAAAAUUCAUAUCACCGAGGAUAAGUCUUGGGGCCCGGCAAAAUGCAUAAAAAUCGUACAAGGGGCAAAAUUGCAUGGUAUUCGAGUAAAGAUCUCUGGAUGGGCACAAAGGAUUCGAAGACAAGGCAAAAGCUUGAUGUUCAUUGAACUUCGUGAUGGGACUGGAUAUUUGCAAUGUGUUCUGAGUGAUAAACUUUGUCAAACUUAUGAUGCAAUCAGACUUACAACGGAAUCAUCGAUCUUUGUGUGUGGUAAAAUUCAAAAAGUACCGGAAGGAAAAAGUGCUCCUGGAAAUCAAGAGCUUAUAGUCGAUUAUUGGGAGAUUAUCGGACUGGCACCGCCCGGUGGAGCUGACAGUGUUCUAAAUGAAUAUGCUCAUCCGGACGUAAUGUUGGACAAGAGGCAUAUUGUGAUUAGAGGUGAAAAGACUUCUAAAAUCCUUAAGAUGCGAGCCGUUCUCCUGGAUGCAUUUAGGGCGCAUUUUAUUGAUCGUGGUUAUAAUGAAGUGACUCCACCAACGUUGGUGCAGACUCAAGUUGAAGGCGGCUCAACUUUAUUCAAAUUGCAGUACUUCGGGGAGGAAGCCUUUCUCACUCAAAGCUCUCAACUAUACCUGGAAACAUGCAUUCCAGCAUUAGGCGACGUGUUUUGCGUUGCCCAAAGCUACAGAGCAGAACAGAGUCGAACUCGUCGCCAUUUAUCAGAAUAUACCCACGUCGAAGCGGAAUGUCCUUUCAUUUCAUUCAAUGAUCUAUUAGAUCGUCUUGAGGACCUGGUUUCCGAUGUUGUUGAUCGUGUUCUGAAAUCGCCAUAUGGGCACAUCAUCUAUGAGUUGAAUCCGAAAUUUGUCGCCCCAAAACGUCCGUUCCGUCGCAUGAACUAUGAGGAUGCUAUUAAAUGGUUGAAAGAACACAACAUCACAAAGGAUGAUGGAAGCUUCUAUGAAUUUGGAGAGGACAUUCCUGAAGCUCCGGAACGUAAAAUGACUGAUACGAUCAACGAACCAAUCAUGUUGUGCCGAUUCCCUGCCGGAAUUAAGGCCUUCUACAUGUCCAAGUGCCCUGAGAACAAACUACUAACGGAAAGUGUUGAUGUAUUGCUGCCAAAUGUAGGUGAGAUCGUUGGUGGAUCGAUGAGGAUUUGGGAUUCCAAGGAGUUAUUGGAGGGUUAUGCGAAGGAAGGUAUUGAUCCAACUCCAUAUUAUUGGUACACGGAACAACGGGUGUAUGGAACUCAACCUCAUGGCGGAUAUGGUCUAGGAUUGGAAAGAUUUUUGUGCUGGUUGCUAGACAGAUACCAUAUCCGGGAUGUUUGCUUGUAUCCAAGAUUUAUGGGAAGAUGUAAGCCUUAAACAGGCGUCAUGUAUUUGUGAUAUCAAUAAUACAGUUUUUUCAUAUUAUAUAAUCCUUUAUAAAUAUACUGUUUAUAGCCUGCUUUUUGAAAUAAAGAUU